Linum tenue is the source of this 1890-nucleotide messenger RNA. The record is from the annotation of a GenBank genome assembly. Lineage: Eukaryota; Viridiplantae; Streptophyta; Magnoliopsida; Malpighiales; Linaceae.
CUCACUCCAAAAACCACCUCCUCACUUAGUUCAAAGUCCCUACUCCAUCAAAUCUCCUAAAAUGGAGCUCCUCCAAAUCCUGCCACUCACCUUCUCCCCACUUCUCCUUACCAUCGCCGCCAUCUUCCUAUUCUCAAUCCUCGUCUCCAAGAAAAAAGCCCAUGCCAACAAAAACGGGCCCAACAAUGGUACCACGCACCACAACCUCCCGCCGGCACCGUGGAAGCUCCCCGUGUUGGGCCACCUCCACCACUUCCUCACCAGCGCCGAGCCGCCCCACCGCCGCCUCCGCCAGCUGGCACGAGCCCACGGCGACGUCAUGCAGCUGGACCUCGGCGAGAUCAGCCACGUCGUCGUAUCGUCGGCCGAGGCGGCGAAGGAAGUGAUGCGGACCCACGACAUCAAGUUCGCGCAGCGGCCGUUCCACCCUCACCAGGCCAAAAUCAUGUACGGCGGCAUCAACCUCAUCCACUCCCCCUACGGCGAGUACUGGCGCCAGCUCCGCCGCAUCGCCACCCUCGAGCUCCUCACCGCCAAGCGCGUCGACUCCCUGCGCCGCGUCAGGGAGCCCGAGGUGCUGGCCAUGGUCAGCACCAUCGCCGACGCGGCCCAGUGUACCUCAGGUGAAGCAGCCACCGUCGACCUGACCAGGGUGUUGUUCGGGCUGUCGUACAGCAUCAUCUCGAAGGCCACGUUCGGCGACGUGUCGGAGGAGCAGGAGGAGUUCAUCGCCAUCGCCGAGGCGCUGGUGAGGCACGGCGGCGGGUUCGGGCUGUCGUUCCUGUUCCCGUCGAGCGGGUUGGUGCAGAGGCUGUUUGGGGUGAAGGAGUGGCUGGACAAGAUGCAUGAGGGCACCGACCGGCUGGCGGAGAGCAUUAUCCGGCAGCAUCGGGAGAAGAGGGCGGUGAGUAGGAAAGCCGAGGAUGAAGAGGAUUUGCUGGAUGUGCUUUUGAAUCUACAGGAAGAUGAGACCACGCUAGGGUUCAACUUGUCCACCGAAGCCAUCAAGGCUUUCCUUCUGGAUAUUUUCUUAGCCGGGAGUGAGACCCCCUCGUCGCUGACCGAAUGGGCGAUGUCGGAGAUGAUAAAGAAUCCAGAAGUACUGCAAAAGGCGCAAAACGAGGUGAGGAAAGUGUUCGGCGAAAAAAAAAGGGUGGAUGAAGCCGGGAUUCGCGACCUGCCCUACUUGAAAAUGGUCAUCAAGGAGACGUUGCGCCUGCACACUCCCGCGCCGCUGGUACUUCCCAGAGAGUGCAGGGAGGAGUGUCGGGUCGGCGGGUUCGACGUCCCUCUGAAGACCACGGUAGUUGUGAAUGCCUGGGCCAUCGCGAGGGAUCCUCGUUACUGGGGGGACGAGGCGGAGAAGUUUUGUCCGGAGAGGUUUUCGAACACCGAAGUCACCUUCAGAGGUGGGGACUUUGAGUUCCUCCCGUUUGGGGCGGGGAGAAGGAUGUGUCCUGGGAUGACGUUCGGGCUGGCGGCAGUGGAGCUUCCCCUCGCCAAUUUGUUGUACCAUUUCGACUGGAAGCUCCCCCAUGGGGUCGAGCCGGCGAAUUUGGAUAUGGAAGAAAUAUUCGGCAUCACUGUGAGGAGAAAGAAUCAUCUGGAACUAAUUCCCGUCCUUCGUAACCCGGUACCCACCGUGUAAUGCGUACGUACGUUGUCACUAGAAACUCAUCAACCAAUGAGACAACUCCGUGACACGUAAAUGUACUUUUUAAGUGUUUUCAAGAAUCUUUUUAUGGUAAUUGUUCUCCGUAAGCUUAAACCUAAAAAUGUGAUUGGAUGAUGUCAUUCACACAUUGUUGGUGUGAAGUACGUGGUUUUUUAGUUUGGUAAGAAUAAAAUGUGUUGUAUCUUUAAAAAAAAAAUAUUAAAGUAGAUUUGAGG